GUAACUCGACGCACCAUCACGCUAAUUAAAUCUAGAAAGGGUGCCGGUGCUCACUCUACUGACAAGCCGAUCAAGACGGAAGUCACAACGAACGGCACUGAUACCAUAGCAAGUGAAGCAACAGCGAGUCGUCGCAUGUCCCGUGCUCGUCGCUUACCUGCAUGGUACAAAGAUUAUGAUACAGACUUUGGCACACAAGAGGAACCGGUGCUCAACCGGGAACAAGUUCAAGCCCAACUGCCCCCGGGUAUAGAACUGGAAGAUCCAUCUGCAAUUGAGAAACCUGAUGUACCGACUGAGGAGUGGAACAUUGUUGUAUAUGAUGACGAAGAAGAUGAGGAGGAGGAGGAAGAAGAAGAAGAGCCAGAUAACAAUCAGGAUUAUGUACCUUUGGACGAUGGGGAAAACUGCGAUCCAGAUAUAUUAGCUAAUGCAGCUAGCAUUUUAACCGCCUAA
Molecule: messenger RNA, 456 nt
Organism: Echinostoma caproni
Lineage: Eukaryota; Metazoa; Platyhelminthes; Trematoda; Plagiorchiida; Echinostomatidae
Source: the annotation of a GenBank genome assembly